This is a messenger RNA of Siniperca chuatsi (mandarin fish), 3082 nucleotides long. It is a transcript of the gene ube2kb, whose product is annotated as ubiquitin-conjugating enzyme E2Kb (UBC1 homolog, yeast). The record is from RefSeq and is a predicted model, not a curated record. Bases 241 to 843 code for a protein of 200 amino acids. Gene Ontology annotation, biological process: protein polyubiquitination; proteasome-mediated ubiquitin-dependent protein catabolic process. Gene Ontology annotation, molecular function: protein binding; ubiquitin conjugating enzyme activity. The transcript is spliced from 7 exons. Lineage: Eukaryota; Metazoa; Chordata; Actinopteri; Centrarchiformes; Sinipercidae. Gene Ontology annotation, cellular component: nucleus.
UGGACAGACUCGCUGUGCGCUGGCUGGCCGGCAGGCAGGCAGGCAGGCAGGCAGGCAGUCGACGGCAACGGUAACGGUGAGCUGCCUCUGAAGUGAAAAGAGGCGGUAUACGGUGAAAGUGAAAGGAGGGCUUCAUAACUGUGAAAAGCACCGAGCAGGCAGUCCCCAUACAGACAGACAACAUAGGGAGAGAGGCCCCAGGUCUUGCUUCAAGGCAGCAGCAGUUCAGCAGACACAGCCAUGGCUAACAUCGCGGUCCAAAGGAUCAAGCGGGAGUUCAAAGAAGUUCUCAAAAGCGAAGAGACAAGUAAAAACCAGAUAAAAGUAGAGUUGGUGGAUGAGAACUUCACAGAGCUGAGGGGGGAGAUAGCAGGUCCUCCAGAUACACCAUAUGAAGGUGGCCGAUAUCAGCUUGAAAUAAAAAUCCCAGAAACCUACCCUUUUAACCCGCCAAAGGUACGUUUCAUCACUAAGAUCUGGCACCCCAAUAUCAGUUCUGUGACAGGAGCGAUAUGUCUGGACAUUUUAAAAGACCAAUGGGCAGCUGCUAUGACCCUGCGGACGGUGCUGUUGUCUCUACAGGCUCUCCUUGCUGCAGCAGAACCGGAUGAUCCACAGGAUGCCGUAGUAGCAAACCAGUAUAAGCAGAACCCAGAAAUGUUCAAACAGACUGCAAGGCUGUGGUCUCACGUCUACGCAGGCGCUCCUGUCUCCAGUCUCGACUACACACGCAAAAUAGACAAACUCUGUGCCAUGGGCUUUGAUAAGAAUGCAGUAAUAGCAGCCUUGUCUUCAAAAUCCUGGGAUGUGGAAACGGCGACAGAGCUGCUCCUCAGCAACUGAAACCCAGCCAGGUGUGAGGACCCCAGACUCCCUUCAUCAUAACAUCACGUCCUCCCCCGGCACCAUUGCCUUUUGUUACGCAGACAACAGCCCGUUCACCACAGCAGUCUGAGCCUUCUUUUAUAACAAGUUUGUUCGCUACAAACACCGGUAGCACCACAAUCGCCAAUAUGCACACCACCCUGUUGCCUGUCUGACCCCAUCUGUCCAUUAUGCUUUUCUGCCACUGACUCAAAAUGUUUUUCUUAAAGCCACCAAAAACCUUCAGUCAUGCAUCUUGUCUUCCAUGCCCUUUAAUCAUAUUGACUCUUUGUUCCUUCAAGUAACUGCCAUUGCCUGGUGGAUUUUCCAGGGUAAAAUGUAAAGGAAAUCCUGCAUACUGCUCUCACAGUACAUCACCAUUUACUCCCUUCAGCAACCAGUUGGACCUCAUGUCAGAUUAUUCUCUUUUAUGGACAUUUAAUGCUAUAAAGGUCUAGCUGGACUAAAUUAACUUGACUGGAUAGUGUUCUGCUGGAGCAGUGUAUUGGAUUUUUUCGAACAGUUUAUCAUAGAUGCUUCAAUCAUCUGCAGAGGUUUGGAUGUACAAGUUAUUUUUUUCUGUCUGUAGACUUAGAAAAGAUCACACAGACAUCGUCAAACAUCUGCACAGUAGGGGAAAAAAAGUUAUCUGUAAAUAGAUGCGUGUAAAUUUGAAAAUACAAUGGGGAUAUACUUUUUUUUUCUUACAUGGCAUUGUAAAACAAAUUAUUUUAAAUAUAAACUAUGCCUAGUUUACAGUUAUAUGGAGAGAGAUCUUUUUAUGCUUUUGUGAUCCACAGGAACCCUUUGAAUGUCCUGCUGUUUUUUUUUUUCUUUUUCUUACAAAUAUUUAGGGGUGGCACAGCCAAAAUCCUGGCCCUAAUGGCAUAGGAGGGUGACAGCCAGCCAGCCCCUGAAGGUCAUUACAUGGCACCCUUUUUCUGCUACACCACAAUCCAACCUUGUCAUGUGUCCUUUAUUAUCCUUGCAUGUUCUCUGCUGCCUUUAUUUUAUUUGGCCAAAUUAUGUGGUGACGGAUCAAUUUAACAGACUUGUGGAACUUGCAAGACUCUUUUUUAACUGUGGAAAGAGACACCUGGAGCCGCUGCUCGGCAAGCCACUUGAGCACACCCAGUUUGACUUUAUUUGUAGGGAACCAAAAGCUUUUCUGUUGAUUUGACGAGCAUGUUGCUGGAAAAUGUUCUCUUCUGGCACCAACAUGAAACGCACCUCAAGAAGAAACGAGUGAUUCUGAAUGUCAUUAAGGAUUUGAGUUUGCAGUGCUGUGGUUUUGUUUUUUUAAGUCAUUUCAGAGCAAUCUGAUUCAACCAUAGGCAAGUUGUUCUCUGCCACGGAUUAAGGAUCUGCUCACCCUCUGUCCUGAUGUUGAUCAUUAAGAGGGGGAGCUUCAUCACUAAUCACUGAUCCAAUCCAGCAGUACUCAAUCAAAACUUUGGCCAUAUAGAGGGGUAUAGGUGAUGUCCUAUAUUCCCAAACAUGCUUUACUACACAGCCAAAUAAAAUGCUCAUUGAGGUUGUCUUUGAAUAAUGUCUUAUGAGUAGUAAAAGAGGCUGGAACUCCUCUGUUAUUCUAUGAAGCAGAUUGCAGGCCUGCACAGUGUUUUCACACAUUUUGAUUUGAGGUACAUGAACUGUAAAGGAAUGCUUAGCAUAUAGACUAGUGGGGUGUUGAUGAAUCCUCACACAUGGCCUUUUUUGUUUAAAAAAAAAAAAAAAAACUAUCUACUUUUUGCUUGCCCUCCAGCUCAGCCCCUACCACCACAGUGUCAUAUUACAGUACUACAGUCUCUCCACUGACAGUAUAAACAGUUUCCAGCCAGAGCCAAAAAAAGUUAAUAGUCAGGGAGACGAAUGCACACACCAUGUUCUUUACUUGUAAAUAGUCAGGUUCUUGAUAAAGAGCUGUCUCGUUAUCUCUAGAGUGCACCAUUGAUGGCUGGAUCUAUAUUUUGUAAGAAAAAGAAAGGACAAAAAAGGAAAAGAGGACCCCUUCUCCCCGUCUUCCCGGUGUUCUCACUAUGUACAAUAUUGCACGAAGACAAAGCAUAAAAAAGGGGGCUGUUGCAUCUCAGUUUCUCCAUUUGGAUUGAGACUUUUUUUUGUUUCCUUGGAAGCAAGCAUCAGCAGUAUAACAAGCAUGAUUAUUUAUUGUGACAGUGUCAUGUUUCUUUGAUUAAAAAAAAAAGUGGAAACCCAA